GCCCCGUCCGGGGCGGCGGGCGCGCCCGGCUCGCAGGUGUCCGUGCACGUCUCCGUGCUGGCGGGCCCUCGGGCAGCGGGCCCGGGCGGUGCUGUUGGCUCGGCGCAGCGCGGCGCGGAGGAGGGCGCCCAGCUGACGCUCGUGGUCGAGGUGCCCGGCUACGGCGUCGAGGAGGCCCCCUUCCACCAGCUCCUCCUGAACUCCAGCGGGCGGGCAGCGCUGCUAGUGGCGCCCCGAUGCUGUGCGGCAUUUGUGGUGCCGGAGCUGGACGCGGUCGCCUCGGACACCGGCAGGGCCCACGUCUCCGCCGUGCCCCUCGCGCCCUCGGACGCCCCGCGAGACGCUUCCCGCUCCACCGACGUCCGCUUCGUGAAGCUGCUGUGGCACCCCCUCAGCGACCUCCACGUCGGAGCCCUCCUCAGCGACGGCACGUGGCAGCUGCUCGACCUCUCGCGGAGGGCGACGGCCGCCUGCCCGGAGGUGCAGUUCGAGGUGGCCUUCGGGGGCAGCGCGGAGCCCGGCGAGGGCGUCGCGGACUUCGCCUUCGGCGCCCUCGCGGGGGGCCCUGGCGCACCCGCUGGCGCCGUGGGCGACCUGUGGCCCUGCAUGGCCGUCGUGUUCCUGAGCACCCGCGGCCGGAUGUGCUUCCGGAGCCCCGUGCUCCCGGCGCAGGCCCACCUCCCAGGCGGGAGCCGGGAGCAGGUCCUGGGUGCGCUGAGCAGGGAGGGCCCCGGCGACGUGGAGGCCCAGGCGUACGCCUGCGAGGCGCUGCGGCAGCAGGGCGGCCCUGCCGUGGCUCCGCCUGCGCCGCCGCCCGAGGCGGGGGUGCCCGUGCGGCACCGGCUGCACAUGCACGGCGACGCCAGGGCCUACGCGCAGCGGUGGACCCCCGCGGAGCAGGUGCUGGUCGAGGAGAGGGACGAGACCCCAGGGGACCAGACCCCGCGGUCGCCGAGACACCGCGGCGGCGACUACUGCAGCGUGCACGUGGUCGCGCACUCGCCCGCGGCGGUCCUCGCGCGCGCGACGGUGACGGGGCUCGUGGAGAUCGUCAUCCUCAGCGGUGGGCUCAGUCCGAAGUUUCAGCCGCGUGGGGCGAGAGCUUCCUGCGCGGAGAAGAGCGAAACCAGUUUUGCCACCUUUGACGAGAUCGACCUGGCGCUCGGCACCACCAAGAUGCCCAUGGUGUGCCUGUCCGGGGCCCCCCCGCUGCAGGGCGACGACUCGGAGGGUGCGGCGCCGGUCGUGCUGGCGCGCUCCAGGGGGCUGGUCGCGGCGAUCGAGCUGCCCUGGGUGGGCGUUCUGCAGCACGGCGCCGGGGCGCAGGUGGAGAGCCUGCCUGCCGCGUCGGUCGCCACCGUCUCCGAGGUGAAGCCCGGGGACGGCGGCCGCGGCGAGAUCGCCGGCUGGCAGCUGCUCCCCGGCGCGAGCGGCGCCCUUGGGCUCUCGCUGCACGUGGGCGACGCGGGCGCGCCCGCGGCCCAGCACGCCGACGUCUGGGCGGCGCUGCGGGCGAUGGGCACCGCGACCGCGAGGCCGCGGGCGCCGAAGCCGCCGGGGGGCGCCGGGGCGCCCCGCGGCGGCGCCUGCGACGCGCCGGGGCGCGAGGAGUACCUGCGGCACCUGGCUGCGCCGGACCUGCUGCCGCGCGCGCAGGGGGCGGGCGGCCUGCGCUUCUUCGGCGCGGGGGCGGGCGGGGACAGCCAGGAGGCCCCCGCCGCCAGCGCCGUGCUGGAGGCGGUGGCGGAGGCGCACAAGGGGCAGAUUGCCAGCCUCGAGGGGAGGCAGCUUGUCCUGGAGCACCUGGCGGGGCGCCUGCCCGUGCGCGCGGAGGGCCUGAAGGCCGAGGUCGCCCAGCUGAAGAAGAUGUCGGACGAGCUCGACGAGGCGAGCAGGCAGAGCGAGAGGAAGCUGAGGACGAUCCUCGACGAGCAGGAGAAGCUGAAGGAGCAGCACGACGAGCUGGUCUCAGCCCUGCGCGCCGAGCUCGAGUGCCGGGAGCUCGGCGGCCUCGCCGCCGCGGAGCUCCCGCGGCUGUGGUCGCACCUGCACGACUUGCGACAGGCCCGCGCCGCCGCGGCGUUGCCGCCGCGGUGGACGGACACCUCCGCGGGCGACCUCCGCAGGGCCGCCGCGCGCGCCGAGGCGGCCGCGGCGGCCCUGGCCGAGCGCGCUGAGCGCGCCCGCGCCGGGCACGCGUAG
Prorocentrum cordatum is the source of this 2202-nucleotide messenger RNA. Lineage: Eukaryota; Dinophyceae; Prorocentrales; Prorocentraceae. The record is from the annotation of a GenBank genome assembly.